Molecule: messenger RNA, 1167 nt
Organism: Tetrahymena thermophila SB210
Lineage: Eukaryota; Ciliophora; Oligohymenophorea; Hymenostomatida; Tetrahymenidae
Exons: 1
Source: RefSeq, a predicted model, not a curated record
AUGGAAGUUUAAAGUAAACUCCUCGUAAACGAAUAAGGCAGAUAAAUUAAUGGCAGAAUAUCAGCCGCAAUUUAAGAAAUAAAUAAUUUUGGAUUAGAUAAUAUUGUAUUGUUUUUGUGGAACAGAGAAAGUUUAAAAAUAGAUGGAAAUAAUAAUAAUUAGAUAUAUAUAGGUAAAGAAUCUUUAGACUACCCUAUGCCAGACUCAGAAGUUGUAACAGAUAUGCUUUUGAUUAAUUAAAAUAAGUAUUUAAUAGUCUGCCUUAGCGAUGGUCAGCUUUUCAUAACCAAAAAUAAUAUUUAGUCCUUUCAAAAUCAAAAUCAUAUAAUCAUUUAAUAAAAAUAAAGUGAUUUUUAUGAUGGUUAUUGUAGAAUUGCCUUUUUUCAGUAUGAAAAUUAAAAAGACCGCAAAUAGAAUAAAUACUAUUUGCUAGCUGUUGACUAUAAAAAUAAGAUUUCCAAAUACUCUUUCUCUUCAAUUGAAAACUGUUAAAUUACAAAUAGGGAAAAGUUAGCGAAUUAAUACAUUUUUGUUUAAUAUGAUUAAAUUAAUCAAGUCUUUUUAGCUAUGGGUAGUGACCUAGCAUUAUAUUGCUUUAAAAUGAAUGAUUUAAAUCAUAAUUUAGAAUAAUUUUAAAUUUAAUUUGAUAAGGAGGACCUUAAAAAUUUAGGCAUAAUAUCUGUAAAAGAUUUUAUUGCAUUUGACUUUCAAUAUAAAGACGAAAAAUAUUAAAUUUACAUUCUUGGAAAAUUGAUAGGAAUAUUUAGUGUAAGUAUGAAUGAUGUAGAGGAUAACUAAAAUAAACUAAUUGCGCAAAUUACAUUUUUAUUUGAUCCUUUUGAGAAUGAAAUUUGCAAAUUUUGUGAUAGAAAUUAUAUAUAAAUUUUUAGUGACAAAAGAAAAGAAAAAUUUGAUUCUUAAGAAAUUACUGUAAUAUACGAUAAACUUGCUCUUAAAUUUUAUAACUAAGAAGAUCAAUUUUUAAAAAUUUUUGACUUAAAAGAUUUUAAUGCUGAUAAAAAUCUUAAGAUUGAUAAGUAUAUUUGUCUUUAUGGAAACAGCUAAAAUAUUUCUUACAAUAUCUUUAAUUGCUCUGAUUGUUAAAAUAUAGAGGAUUCAUUUAAGUAAAUUAGCUGUGACAGAAUAUUUAUCAAUAAAGAAAAAUGA